AUGCCAUUCCUGAGAACAGGAAUCGAUUUUUGUGGACCACUAUAUUUGCGACCGCUUACCCGGAAACGUGCUCCAGAGAAGUGCUAUGUUGCAGUUUUUGUCUGCAUGUCAACGAAGGCGCAGCACUUCGAGUUAGUGGGCAAUCUCUCCACAGACUCUUUCGUCGCAGCGCUCAAAAGAUUUGCCGCCCGACGUGGCAUACCACAAACAAUUUUUUGCGACAAUGCCACUAAUUUUGUCGGCGCUAGACGAUUAUUGAACGAAUUUUUGCAGUUAUUCCGAACACAGCAAAGUCGAGAUCAAGUUGUAAAACUGUGCUCAGACGAGGGCAUAGAAUUUCGAUUCAUUCCGCCAAGAUCUCCUCAUUUUGGGGGAAUUUGGGAAGCUGCGGUGAAAUCCCUAAAACAUCACCUGUAUCGCACUCUUAAAAACGCUUUAGUAACCGCCGAACAAAUGGAAAUAUUACUGUGUCAAAUCGAGGCGUGUUUAAACUCACGGCCUCUCACACAGCUUAGCAGUGACCCUCAGGAUCUGAACGUCCUUACACCAGGACAUUUCUUGGUGCAUAGAUCGCUAACCGCGAUACCUGAACCGUCUUAUGAGGAAAUUUCAUUGGGAAAUCUUUCACAGUGGCAACUAGUUCAGGAAUUCCUUAGACGCAUAUGGCAACGAUGGUCAACGGAGUAUCUCGCCGACCUACAGCAACGAACCAGAUGGACCCGCAGACGCAACAACAUCCAGAUUGGUACCAUGGUGUUGGUCAAGGAGGAUCAUCUCCCUCCAAUGAAGUGGCGAUACGGCCGUAUCGUAGAAGUUUUCCCUGGCAACGACGGCUGUAUACGUGUAGUCAACAUCCGGACAAAAGAUGGCAUAUUCAAACGAGCCAUUAAACGCAUCUGUGUUCUCCCAAUUCAGGACAAUCUGCAGCGCAAUGCAGAGUCAUCAUAG
Toxorhynchites rutilus septentrionalis is the source of this 948-nucleotide messenger RNA. RefSeq lists its product as uncharacterized. The transcript has a single exon. Lineage: Eukaryota; Metazoa; Arthropoda; Insecta; Diptera; Culicidae. Gene Ontology annotation, biological process: DNA integration. Gene Ontology annotation, molecular function: nucleic acid binding. The record is from RefSeq and is a predicted model, not a curated record. The coding region runs from base 1 to 948 and encodes 315 amino acids.